UGCAGCCAUGCGGGUCCCGCUGCGCUCCGCACCCGCGCUGGUGCUCUGCGCCCUCGCCCUGCUCCGCCCGGGCUGCGCCCACACCCGCGCAGCGACCGGGUCACCCAUCGGGGCACCGACCCGGGCAUCCGCCCGCGUCCCGCCGCGCUGCCCCGCGCUGAUGCUGCAGCUCCUCCGCGCCCCUCCCGCCCCGCUCCGCGCCGCCGCCGCCGCUGCCCUCAGCCUCUCCCCGCACGGCUCGGUGCAGAACGGCUCCCGCUGGGCGCUCUCCUUCGACAUGUCCUCGCUGUCCAGCAGCCAGGAGGUGAGUCUCGCCGAGCUCCGCAUCCGCCUGCCCCGGCAUUCCCCAGCCCGCAACGUCUCCCUGGACAUCUACCACAGCCGGCGGUGCCGGGGCGCCGGGUCCUGCGCACCCCAGCUCCUCCUGGGCUCCGUGGCUGGCAGCCCCUCUUCCAUCCAGGCCCCUUGGAAAGUGUUUGAGGUCACCACACUGCUCCGCUCCUGGCUGCACCAAGGCACAGCCCCUGGGCACCACAUGGAGCAGUGGGAUGCGAGUGUUUCGGCCACCACCGCGAUGCACUUGCCCACCUUGAGCGAUGCCGGCCACAGGGAUGCGAUGGACAGAGUCCUGCUGCUCGUGUUCUCCAAGGACAAGUCACCAGGAGACCACAGCCUCAUCAGGACAGCGGAGACCUCCAAGCACGUCAUGCGUGAGAGCAGCUCCCAGGGGAUGCGCCGACACCGCCGCAACAAGAAGGAGAAGCAAAGGAUCAAAGCAAGUGAUGCUGGUGCUGCCGGCCCGGCCGAGGAGGGCAGGUCCCUGUGCAGGAGGGUGGACAUGGUGGUGGACUUCGAGCAGACCGGUUGGGGCAGCUGGAUCGUCUACCCCAAGAAGUACAACGCGUACCGGUGCGAAGGGCAGUGCCCGUCGCCUGUGGAUGAGACCUUCAAGCCCACCAACCACGCUUACAUACAGAGUUUGCUGCAGCUCUACAAGCCCAACCAUGUGCCCUGCCCAGUGUGCUCCCCGGUCAGGAUGAGUCCCCUCUCCAUGCUCUACUAUGAGAAGGGGGAAAUUGUUGUCCGCCACCAUGAGGACAUGAUCAUCGAGGAGUGUGGCUGCAACUGAGGCUCAUCCCCUCUGCAAGGGGCACAUCUCUGCCUGGGAAGCAUCCCCAAGGACCAACACAUGGACCAGGGUGUCUAUGGAGUGGGUUGGGGAAGCUCUGGCUGUGCCAGAGGAGGAGCGGGGCAUGCGGGUGGCCACGCUACAUGGAUGGACCCAGGCUCCCCAUGGAAAGGGCCAUCAGACACCUCCCUGCAGCACCAGGGUGCUGGGUGCCCUAUGCUGUGUUAUACAUGUGCCAGGGCUGGUGCUGCUCCGCAGGCGCAGGGAUGGACCCAUGGAACGUUGUUCCCCAUCACAGGAAUGCUCCUUCUGCCACAACAGGAAUCACGGUGGUGGGACACUGCACACACCAUCAUACACCCAUCAUACACAACCAUAUGCCAGCAUACACCCAUCAUACACCAUCAUACACACAUCAUACACCAUCAUACACCAUCAUACACCCA
Molecule: messenger RNA, 1575 nt
Organism: Strigops habroptila (Kakapo)
Lineage: Eukaryota; Metazoa; Chordata; Aves; Psittaciformes; Psittacidae
Gene: NODAL
Product: nodal growth differentiation factor
Exons: 3
Coding region: 8-1129 (373 amino acids)
Biological process (GO): SMAD protein signal transduction; BMP signaling pathway
Cellular component (GO): extracellular region
Molecular function (GO): cytokine activity; type I activin receptor binding; growth factor activity
Source: RefSeq, a predicted model, not a curated record